UGUGUAAACUCAACUGCUUCCCACAGAUCGUAUCAUUCGGCUUCCAGCUUCUCCACGCAGAGUCUUCGCGUGCUUUUACCUCACUGACUCCAGCUGGACCCGCGCAGUUCGGAAUAACAUGACUUGAAUCUGAAGACUACCCUGACAAACAAAUGUAAAAAAUAAAAUUAAGUCAAGUCUUGUGGAAAGAGCCCACCGUAUGUCUUUAAGAGCAACUAUGGGGGGAGUGUCUGAUUCGAUUCAUCUCUGGACAGACUAGCCGAAGAGCCGCUGGACCCGAUCCCGAACUGUCCUGUUGUUGUUGUUGUUUUUUCCUGGAGCUAUUUUAACGCUGGCUGGGAAUACAGUGCAACUUGGAUAAAAGCGUAUAUUGUGCUUUUGGAGAAAAUUAAUGAUGAUGUUGGUGAUGAUGGACGCGCUGAGUCUCCACGCGCUCGCGCUCUUCUGCGCGCUACGCACCACGCUGGCAGCCAAUAACUAUCACUGCAAUGGGCCGCUGGUCUCUGCUCUUCCUCCUACAUCAUUCCAGAGCUCCUCAUCUUCAUCCGACAGUCAGUCUCCAUAUUUUGCAAAACUCAACAGAAGAGAUGGAGGUGGCGGCUGGGCUCCGGAGCGAACAGACAGGCUACGAUGGCUACAGGUGGACCUGCAAGAAAGGGUCGAGGUCACAGCUGUGGCGACCCAGGGUCGUUUCGGGAGUCCUGAUUGGGUUACGAGUUACAUGUUGCUGUACAGUGACACAGGGAGAGCUUGGAAGCAGUUCAGACAGGAGGACAACAUAGGGACGUUCCCUGGAAACACAAAUUCAGAUGGGGUUGUUCACCACAAGCUCUCGCACUCAAUACGAACACGGUUUCUGCGGUUCUUGCCGAUGGAUUGGAGUCCCGGAGGAUGGAUGGGCCUCAGAGUGGAGGUCUAUGGCUGCGCAUACAAGUCUGAUGUGGCGGACUUCAAUGGAAGGAGCUCUCUACUGUAUCGGUUUAACCAGAAAUCCACCAGCACGGUGAAAGACGUCAUUUCAUUGCGGUUUAAGAGCCAACGAGCUGACGGGGUCCUUGUGCACGGAGAGGGACAAAGGGGUGAUUACAUAACGCUAGAGCUGCACAAGGGCCGGCUUGCCCUGCAUAUCAAUCUGGACGAUGCUAAGACGCACCCAAGCAGCGGCCAUGUGUCAGUGUUUUUGGGUGGUCUUCUGGAUGACCAGCACUGGCACUCCGUCCUGAUUGAGCGAUUUAACAAACAGAUCAACUUCACUGUGGACAGACUGACCAAACACGUCAGGACGGGUGGACUGGACGAUUCUCUGGAGGUCGAUUAUGAGCUCAGCUUCGGCGGCAUCCCUCUUCCUGGAAAACCAGGCACGUUCCUGCGCAAAAACUUCCAUGGCUGCAUGGAGAACCUCUACUACAACGGCGUCAACAUCAUCGACCUGGCCAAACGCCGCAAACCACAGAUCUACAGUGUGGGUAACGUGAGCUUCUCGUGCUCGGAGCCGGUUCUGAUCUCCUCCACCUUUUUGAGCUCCAGCAGCAGUUUUCUGGCUCUUCCUCUGGACUCGGCUGCAGAAACGCUGUCAGUGAGCCUCCAGUUCAGGACGUGGAAUCGGGAAGGCAUGUUACUGUCCGUUGGCCUGGGGAAAGAUUCUGAGAAACUGCUUUUGCUUCUCGUUCAUGGGCAGCUGAGACUCUCGCACCACAGAUCAGCACUGCAGAGCUCUGAUAUAGUCAUUGGUCAGGCUCUGAGUGACGGUCAAUGGCACACGCUGUCCAUUAGCAUAGCAGGUUACCAGGUGUCGCUGGCGGUAGACGACGAGCCUCCGUCCACCAUGCAGAUGAAGGAGGUUGCGCUGCCGGGGAAGAGCCUGCUAAUUGGAGGAUGCCCAUCAGUGUUGAGCAAUCAGGGUUGUCGGAAUCCCACGAUGGCCUAUCAAGGCUGCAUGCGCUCUGUUGUCAUCAACAACAAGCCAAUCAACUUCUACCUGGUGCAGCAAGGCCUGCUCGGAAACUACAGCAAGCUCCAGUUUGACAUCUGUGGCAUCCGUGACAGAUGUCUUCCUAACUACUGCGAGCAUGAUGGAGUGUGCUCUCAAUCCUGGAGCACGUUUUUCUGCGACUGCUCGGGAACAGGAUACACCGGAGCCACCUGUCAUAACUCCAUCUUUGAACCGUCCUGCGAGGCUCACCGACUCACAGGAAGCGCCUCAGGCUUUUUCUCGAUCGAUCCUGAUGGAAGCGGACCGCUCAAAUCCACCGUCGUCUACUGCAACAUCACUGAUGAUAAAGUUUGGACUGUGGUGAAUCAUAACAGCACUGCAAUGGUUCGAGUUCAAGGUUCAUCUCUUCAGCAGCCUCAUGUCAUGACGUUUAACUACAGCACAUCUCUGGAACAGCUGCGGACACUCGUGGGCAGAUCUGAACACUGCCAGCAGGAAGUUGUUUAUCUCUGCAGGAAGUCCCGCCUCUUCAACACAUGGGAUGGGACGCCCUUGUCCUGGUGGCUUGACCGGGCAGGAGAGAGAAGGACGUACUGGGGCGGUUUCCUCCCCGGAGUCCAGCAGUGCGCUUGCAGUCUGGAUGAAAACUGCAUCGACAUGAAUCACUUCUGCAACUGCGACGCCGAUCGCAGCUCAUGGGAGAAUGACACAGGAAUUUUGUCCUACAAAGAGCAUCUACCAGUCACUGAGAUCUUGGUUGGAGACACAAACCGAAGCGGCUCAGAAGCCAUUUACAGGAUCGGCUCUCUGCACUGCUUUGGGGACAGGUUUCUGUGGAACGCAGCUUCAUUCUAUCAGGAGUCCUCGUAUCUUCACUUCCCCACACUUCAAGCUGAGCUGAGUGUCGACAUCUCGCUGUAUUUCAAGACCACCGCUCCCUCAGGGGUCUUCCUGGAGAAUCUGGGCACUAAAGACUUCAUUAGACUGGAGCUCAGCGGGCCCUCUGUGGUAACCUUCACGUUUGACGUAGGCAACGGCCCGGUAGUUCUGACGGUGAAGUCUCACGUUCCUCUGAAUGACAAGCAGUGGCAUUACGUUCGAUCGGAGAGGAAUGUGAGGGAGGCGUCGCUGCAGGUGGACCAGCUGCCCUUACGCUUCCUGGAGGCUCCAUCCGAAGGCCACACCCACCUUCAGCUCAACAGCCAGCUGUUCAUUGGAGGUACAGCAUCGAGGCAGAGAGGAUUUUUAGGGUGCAUCAGGUCAUUAAACAUCAACGGGAUGACGCUUGACCUUGAGGAACGGGCUAAAAUGACCCCCGGGGUCAGUUCGGGAUGUCCAGGUCAUUGCAGCAGCCAAAACAGCUUGUGUCACAACAGGGGGAAGUGUAUUGAGAAGAGCAGCGGAUACGUUUGUGACUGCACACACUCUGCCUACGGAGGACCCAACUGCAAAAAAGAGGUUUCCGUGUCAUUUGAAAGCGGGUCCUCGGUGACCUACACCUUCCAGGAGCCGUUUUCUGUGAUGCGCAACCACAGCCGUCAGUCCUCCGCGAUCUUCGCCCAAAGCAGCAAUUCACGGGAGAGCAUCGCUUUCAGUUUCCUCACAACUCAGACGCCUGCCAUGCUUCUGACCGUCAACACCUAUCAUCAGCAGUACAUGGCCAUUAUUCUGGCUCACAAUGGGAGUUUGCAGAUUUGGUAUCGGCUGAACAGAGAGAAAGAUCCUGACAUCUUUAUGCCAACGUCCCUUAAUUUGGCCAAUGGGGAGCUUCACAGAGUUCAGAUUCAUCGAGAGGGACGGGACAUGUAUGUCCAGAUUGAUAAAGAUACCAAUCUGAAAUACAGCCUGUCGACGGACAAAGAGUUGAUCACGAUAAGGUCUUUGACAUUGGGGAAAGUCACAGGUCGAGCUGGUGUUGAUGAAGAGGUUCUGCAGGCGGGAUCGAGAGGUUUUAUUGGCUGCCUGUCUUCAGUUCAGUUCAACCAUUUGGCUCCUCUCAAGGCAGCCAUAUUAAAUCGAGGAAGUUCGUUGGUCAACGUCCUUGGUAACCUGGUAGAGUCCAAUUGUGGAGAGCUUGCGGAUAAGUCUUCAUCCAGAUCUUUGUCAGAUUCUACAGAUACAGGAAGUAGAGGAAAGAAACUUUUGAAUGCUCAAAAUGACUCUGCGGUAAUUGGAGGUUUGAUAGCAGCAGUAGUGCUCAUUACCCUCUGCGCUGUGGCUGUGAUGACCCGCUUCCUCUACCGACAUCGACACGACCGUACACGGCAGAUGGCCCCCGUCAAGGAGAAAGAUCACCAACCUCGGCCAGAACUCAGAUACCGGGCUGAGCUGGACCUUCACAGUGCCAUGAGAGACAGCAGGAAAGAGUACUUCAUCUGACCCAUGGCAUAUAAACCUUGUGACCUCCACUGAGUCGCUGUGACCCUGCGCUGUGCGCCAACUCUGUGGACAGGGAUUGGGGACAGGAAGUCAGCUGAGCCUUGUGGACACAGCCAGUGCCCUUCAACCCACCCAACCACUGUCCUUUAGCAUCCAGGAUUCAGGAAACAGAAAGUACACACCAGAGAAAUGUUGAAUUACGGCUGUAUGCAGAUGGAUUUUGACAGCCCGGGUUCAUAUCGGUUGUUCUUUGCUGCGGUUUUAGACAAAGAGUUAGAAGAUCAGGUGGCUUCAAAGCUCAGAAGCCGUACCCAAACAUGGCCUUCAGCCCUUCGCAGAGGAUGGAGAAUCAAACGUUUGAAGCGACUCUUUUGCUUUCAGGGCUAAUUAUUUAACCAGACAACAAAGAGAUUACAGAGACGUUUGUGUGCCACACAUGCGAAUCACUCUGGCAGACAAACAAACACUCAACGGUUUCCGUUCUGUGGACCGUGACCAAUCAAACGGCUCUGGUGCGGUACUAAUCCAGCACGAAUGGUCUUGUUCGGCCAUGGGCAAGCACGAUGUAGUGAUGCAAAUAAAGUGGGUGAUGUUACCACCGGG
This is a messenger RNA of Danio rerio (zebrafish), 4915 nucleotides long. NCBI's taxonomy places the organism in Eukaryota, Metazoa, Chordata, Actinopteri, Cypriniformes, Danionidae. The record is from RefSeq and is a predicted model, not a curated record.